Fonsecaea multimorphosa CBS 102226 is the source of this 615-nucleotide messenger RNA. RefSeq lists its product as uncharacterized. The transcript has a single exon. The record is from RefSeq and is a predicted model, not a curated record. Bases 1 to 615 code for a protein of 204 amino acids. NCBI's taxonomy places the organism in Eukaryota, Fungi, Ascomycota, Eurotiomycetes, Chaetothyriales, Herpotrichiellaceae.
AUGGACGCAUCCUACGACGAGAAGGACCAAGCCCCGGUCACAGGUCCCAUCGAUCAAGUCAACCCAAGCGCCGUCGCGACGGGCUGCAGUGGCACCUGUGCACGCCGUCACCACCACGGUCAUCACCAGAAUGGUAGCCGAUGCCAGCAGCCCAACCGCCGGGCGUGCAAUUCACGCUGCCACCGCCAAUCCCCUCGUCCGUGCCAGUGCUAUCAGUGCCAGAAGAGCCGAGGCGAACCCACGCUGCAUCCGGCGAUCAGGAUCCCCUUGGCCAUCGCGACCGGCGGGCUCUCGUGCACCGCGAUGGUUAUUUAUCGAGGCUAUGCGGGCCACCGCGCGCUCAAGCGAUCGAUGAAUGCGGGUCUGGGCGGUGCAGGCCAGGAAGAGCUGGCAGUGGGAGACACCGGCGCUGAUCGCGAGAAAGAGGCAGGCCUUUACUCUGUUUCUUCGAAGGGGACAAAGUUUGGUUUGGAGAAUCCCGAAGACACGGGUAGCAGGGUGGAUGACGAUGCUGUCUCGGGUAUUGAUGCGUCUCUCCCCGCUGAUGCGGCGCCACCCACGUACUCGGAAGUCGAGGGGGACAAAGUGGCCAGCGAGAUGGCGGAGAAGAUGUAG